AUGCAAAUUCUCUUCGUGUCUUCUUUUAGUGCCAUUCGACUAAAUGACAAGAACAUCAUAGCCGGCGAACUGGAGCGGCAUUAUGACUGUGGAAGGGAAUGUCAGGAGAACCUCGAGCAAGGCGUCCAACAGGACCGCAAUCUAUUCAGGCAGUACCCGUUUGAUUAUGACUUCUAUGCCACGGCCGACAAUUUCACGGCCCAAUCGAGGCUCGGCGAUGUUUUGAAGCUCGAGGAAUAUCCUUCUUCAGGUCUGGAUAUCCCACCGAGUCUAACCGCAUAUAAAAUGCAAUAUGUGACGGUUGGGUUGCAUGGGGAGAAGGUGCCGGCAACUGCCUUCAUCGCACUACCUUUUACUAGUACCACGGUCGAGUCCGGGAAGUUGAAACCCCGCCUGGUCGCUUUUGCGCACGGGACCAUUGGCGUGGCCACCGGUUGUGCACCGACGUCGUCAUAUAACUUUUACGACUACUAUACCUGGGAGAUCCUGUCCGUGGCUGGCUAUGCGGUGGUUGCGACGGAUUACACCGGGCUUGGGAACAACUACACCUCGCACAAGUAUGUCAACGCCGUGCUCAACGGAGAAGACGUGUACUGGUCAGUGAUUGCUGCCCGUCGGGCGUUUCCGAACAUGUUUACCAGGAAAUGGGCAGCUGUUGGCCACUCCCAGGGCGGCGCCGCCGUUUGGGGCUUAUCAGAAAACGAACGGGUGGCCGACAAUCAAGACGAAAGUGGUGAAUAUAUAGGAAGUGUCGCAUUAGCCCCGGCUCCUCGGGUCUACGACUUAGCGGCUUCAAAUACAGAUCCAGCCCAGUUUACCCCGCAGUCUGCCAUGGCCAAAUACGUGCCUCUCCUAGCCAAAGCUGUCCAAUCGGUCAACCCGCCUGGCACAGAGGUCGACUUCCUUACUGACGCCGCGGCCCGGCGCGGGCAACUGAUUGACGAGCUCCAGCUCUGCCUGCACGGCAGUGGGAGUGUCGACGCUGAUCUUCCCCUGGGUGGUAUCAAGAACAUUUCUGCAUUGAGCAACAGUUCGCAGCUCAAAUCCUUCCAGGCCAAUUACGGAGCUGCACUGGGGAAAAAGGGGGUUAGGGAUCUCUUUGUUUUACAGGGCACCGCUGACCAGACGGUCAAUUACAAUGUCACCAAAAAGUCUUAUGAGUCCGCUUGCGCUGUCGGUAACAUUGUCCAUCUCUUUCUAUAUCCAGGUUUAGACCAUCGCCCAGUGCUAUCCGCUUCGGCUCCCGAGUGGGUGCCAUGGCUUGAUGCAAAGUUCCGUGGCGCGCCAGACUGGCAAUGGUGUGAGAUGCAAUACCAAACCCCCUUGGCAGAGAUAUAA
Messenger RNA from Aspergillus puulaauensis, 1338 nucleotides. RefSeq names its product alpha/beta hydrolase family protein. The transcript is spliced from 2 exons. The record is from RefSeq and is a predicted model, not a curated record. Gene Ontology annotation, biological process: lipid catabolic process. Gene Ontology annotation, molecular function: triacylglycerol lipase activity. The coding region runs from base 1 to 1338 and encodes 445 amino acids. NCBI's taxonomy places the organism in Eukaryota, Fungi, Ascomycota, Eurotiomycetes, Eurotiales, Aspergillaceae.